Messenger RNA from Rhinichthys klamathensis goyatoka, 1320 nucleotides. RefSeq names its product WD repeat domain 54 (gene wdr54). The coding region runs from base 111 to 1130 and encodes 339 amino acids. Gene Ontology annotation, molecular function: protein binding. The transcript has 9 exons. NCBI's taxonomy places the organism in Eukaryota, Metazoa, Chordata, Actinopteri, Cypriniformes, Leuciscidae. The record is from RefSeq and is a predicted model, not a curated record.
AGGACCGUCCUAAUUCUCUAGUCUCAAGAAACUCUCAGGAUUUACAAUUGCCCAUUUUGUUUGGAACUGAUUUCCAAUCAACAUCCUUACAACAUCCCUACUCUUCAAAAAUGGCGAAAAUGUACCACAAAGAGAAAAGCAUUCCGAUAAAGAGCAGCGCGUCUGCGCUCUACAACAACCUGAGCGUCCUGCGCAUCGCGCCGCGCUGCCUCACCUAUUUCACGGUGGUCCACGCCAACGUGGUAAACAUGGUCAGUGCGUCCUGGGACGGCCUGAAUUAUUCCCACCGACAGCUGCAAUCUAAAGAGGGCAACGUGACCACCAGCUCCUCACUCAUCAUGCAGGCAGCCUGGUGUGUCCUGCCCUCGAGAGAUCUUCUAGUUCUCACUUCUCAGAAAGGAAUUCAGAUGUAUGAAUCAGAUGGAUCGAUUAUGGUCUAUUGGCAUGCCCUGGACACACCAGAGACCCCCACAGCUAAGGCAGUGUUUGCCCGAGGGAUAGCAGCGGUGCGGGAAAAAUACAUUUGUGUAGGGGUCUCAUCUGGCUCAGUGCUGGUGUUUGACGUUCCCAGUAAAGGCAGUAACAUCACCCUGUCUGAGGUUUUGGAGGAACACAAAGAGGACAUUACAGACAUGACCUCUGAGUGCUCAGGAAGUCUGGAGGGCAUUGCUGAUUUAGUAAGCGCUGAUGACUCUGGCCUCCUCUGUGUGUGGAAAUCAGGAGAGGAUUUUCAACUUCUCAACAAGAUCCCUGGUUUUGACACAAGUUGUUCUUCAGUAAAACUGUGGAAGGGCACAGUCAUUGCAGGCUAUGGGACAGGACAGAUCCGUCUGUAUGAGGCGGUCACGGGUAUACUGCAUGCAGAGGUCAAUGCUCAUGCACGCUGGAUCUACACACUGGACAUUGCCCCAUUCACUGGCCUGCUGCUCUCUGCAGCAGAAGACUCUUGGGUUAGAGUGUGGCAUCUGAGCUUGACCCCAGAGACUAACAGUGUAGAGGUCGAGCACAUGUACAAUGAGUGUGUGACUGACACGCAGAUCUGUGGAGCCAAGUUCUGUGAUGGGGACGGCUACGCAUUUGCAGUGACCGGCUAUGACUUGAGUGAGAUCAUCCGCUACACGCAAGCCUAAUCAGCAAUACAUCAUGCAAGGUCAUGUCUUGACAAAAUAUUGGUGUGCAUGAUAGGCAGGGUCAGGGGGCAGAGAAUGUUUUCUUAAAACCGAAAGACACUAACUGAAAUUGCCUAAAAAGCCCCACUUGAACACCAGGAGGCUGUGUUAAGUAUGUCUACAUGACUGACAGUUGUAAUGAAUACAAAAA